AUCAGGAUUUGUCAAAUGAAUCAUGUGUUCACCUUUUUCACGCUGCAUAUUAACCGAAUGCUUCUCUUUCAGGGCAUCCAAACCGUGUCAAAAUGUGCAAGCUCACUCUAACUGCAGCUCUCUGUUUGAUCAUCGCCUGCUUGGGUUUAUCUGGCAUUGAAGCAAACUCUGGCCCCUCCUACCCCAACAAUGCAUUCUCCUGUGCUGGAAAACCCGAUGGGCUAUACCCCAACCCUAGUGACGAACAUUCUUUCUUCUACUGUGUAGCUGGACAAGUAAAUCUUAAACAAUGCGCUGCAAAUUUGGUCUAUAAACCAGCCAUUAAGGUUUGUGACUAUCCCAAAUUUGCAUUCUUCUGCGUUGGAAAACGCGAUGGGCAAUACCCCAACCCUAGUGACCAACAUUCUUUCUUCUACUGUGUAGCUGGAAAAGCAUUUCUCAGACAAUGCCCAGCAAAUUUGGUCUAUAACUCAGCCAUUAAGGUGUGUGCCUAUCCCGAUAGUCCAGUCAACAAGGCAAACGACUGCUAUGGAAGAAAAGAUGGGCAGUGUCACGGCUUGGCUUCGCUUCCUGUUUUAGUUUGAAGUUUCAUGUCUCUUGUGGUCCUGGGUUAACUUCACUUCCUGCCUUGUCUUGUGAUUGCGUGAUUGAUUCCACCUGUGUCCAAUCACCUGCACCUCCCUUGUGUAUUUAAGCCCUGUGUGCCAGUUGUCCUUUGUCGCGUCAUUGUCUUACGUCAC
This is a messenger RNA of Pungitius pungitius (ninespine stickleback), 740 nucleotides long. RefSeq names its product chondroitin proteoglycan-2-like. NCBI's taxonomy places the organism in Eukaryota, Metazoa, Chordata, Actinopteri, Perciformes, Gasterosteidae. Gene Ontology annotation, cellular component: extracellular region. Bases 93 to 584 code for a protein of 163 amino acids. The transcript is spliced from 3 exons. Gene Ontology annotation, molecular function: chitin binding. The record is from RefSeq and is a predicted model, not a curated record.